AUGAGUAACCCAGAGUCUUCAGGAAAGCCAACCGGUGCAGCUCCAGCAGCCUCCCAGGCCCCAGCUCCAGCCGCACCAGCUGCUGGCGCCCCAGCUGAAGGAGCCCCACCAAAGACCGCAAAAGAAUUAGAAAAAGAACGUAAGAAGGCUGAAAAAUUGGCCAAGUUCAACGCCAAGAAGGCUGCUCAAGCCGACAAGGCCAAGACUGAACAACCAAAGAAGCCAAAGAAGGAAAAGAAGGUUGCCGAGCCAGUCCCAGAAUUCAUUGACGAGACUAAGCCAGGUGAAAAGAAAGUGUUAGUCUCUUUGGAAGACCCAGCCUUCAAGGCCUACAACCCAAAGAACGUGGAAAGCUCGUGGUACGCCUGGUGGGAGUCCCAAGGGUUCUUCAAGCCAGAGUUAACCAAGGACGGUAAGGUCAAGCCAGAGGGUGUUUUCUCUAUUCCUGCUCCUCCACCUAACGUCACCGGUGCUUUGCACAUCGGACAUGCUUUGACUAUUGCCAUCCAAGAUGCCUUGAUCAGAUACAACAGAAUGAAGGGUAAGACCACCUUGUUCUUGCCUGGUUUCGAUCACGCUGGUAUCGCUACCCAAUCGGUGGUUGAAAAGCAAGUGUGGGCCCAAGAGAAGAAGACCAGACAUGACUAUGGCCGUGAAAAGUUCAUUGAGAAGGUCUGGGAAUGGAAAGAAGAAUACCACAACAGAAUUAAGGGUCAAGUCAAGAAGUUGGGUGCCUCCUACGAUUGGAGCAGAGAAGCCUUCACCUUGAGUGAUGAAUACAACCCUGCUGUGAUCGAGAACUUUGUCAAGUUGCACGAAGAUGGUACUAUUUACAGAGCCUCCAGAUUGGUCAACUGGUCUGUCAAGUUGAACACCGCCAUUUCCAACUUAGAAGUUGACAACAAGAACAUCAGCGGUAGAACCUUGUUGGACGUUCCAAACUACGACAAGAAGGUCGAGUUCGGUGUUUUGACCUCGUUCUCUUACCCAGUCGAAGGCUCCGAUGAGAAGUUGACUGUCGCUACUACCAGACCUGAAACCAUCUUUGGUGACACAGGUGUUGCAGUUCACCCUGAUGAUGCUAGAUACAAGCACUUACACGGCAAAUACGUCCUCCAUCCAUUCUUGGACAGAAAGUUACCAAUUGUCACCGAUGCCGAAGCUGUUGAUAUGGAAUUCGGUACUGGUGCUGUCAAAAUCACCCCAGGUCAUGACCAAAACGAUCAUGCCACCGGUAAGAGAAACAACUUGGAAGUCAUCAACAUCUAUACUGAUGAUGGUUAUUUGAACGAAACCUGUGGUCCUGAAUGGGCUGGCAUGAAGAGAUUCGAUGCUAGAGUCAAGGUCAUCGAACAAUUGAAGGAGAAGGGACUUUUCGUUGACCAAAAGGACAAUGAGAUGGCCAUUCCAGUGUGUUCCAGAUCUGGUGAUAUCAUCGAACCUUUGUUGAAGCCACAAUGGUGGGUCAAGCAGAGCGACAUGGCCAAGGAGGCCAUCGAGGUUGUGAAGAGAGGUGAUAUCAAGAUCAUUCCCAAGACUUCUGAAUCCGAAUACUUCCACUGGUUAGAAAACAUCCAAGAUUGGUGUAUUUCGAGACAAUUGUGGUGGGGCCACAGAUGUCCCGUCUACUUCGUCAAGCUCGACGGUGUCGAAGAACACGACAAGUUGGACAACGACUACUGGGUUGCUGGUAGAAACUUGGAAGAGGCCCAAGCCAAGGCCGACAAGAAGUUCCCUAACGCCAAGUUUACUCUUGAGCAAGAUGAGGACGUUUUGGAUACCUGGUUCUCCUCUGCUUUGUGGCCAAUUGCCACCUUAGGAUGGCCAAACAAGAAUGCCAAGGACUUGGAGUUGUUCGGACCAUUCUCGUUGUUGGAAACCGGAUGGGAUAUUUUGUUCUUCUGGGUCACUAGAAUGAUCUUGUUGGGGGUGAAGCAUACCGGACAAGUGCCAUUCAAGGAGGUUUUCUGUCACUCUUUGGUGCGUGAUGCCCAAGGCCGUAAGAUGUCCAAGUCGUUGGGUAAUGUCGUUGAUCCAUUGGACGUGAUUGCUGGUAUUCCAUUGCAAGGAUUGCACGACAAGUUAAAGGUGGGUAACUUGGACCCUAGAGAGUUGACCAAGGCUGUCGAGGGCCAGAAGGCAUCCUACCCUAACGGUAUUCCAGAGUGUGGUUCCGACGCUUUGAGAUUUGCCUUAUGUGCUUACAGUACUGGUGGUAGAGACAUCAACUUGGACAUCAUGAGAGUCGAGGGCUACAGAAAGUUCUGUAACAAGAUCUACCAGGCCACCAAGUUCGUGUUGGGUAGAUUGGGCGAGGACUACAAGCCACCCCAAACUUCUGCCAGAACCGGCAAGGAGUCGUUGGUCGAGAAGUGGAUCUUGCACAAGUUGACCCACGCUGCUAAGAACGCGGCAGACACCUUGGACAGCCGUGAGUUUGGCGAGUCCACCAACCACAUCUACAACUUCUGGUACGAAUUGUGUGAUGUGUACAUCGAGAACUCCAAGAGCUUGAUCCAAGACGGUACUCCCGAACAGCAGCAGUCAGCCAAGGACACCUUGUACACCUGUAUCGACUCUGCGUUGAGAAUGAUCCACCCAUACAUGCCUUUCGUCACCGAGGAGAUGUGGCAGAGAUUGCCACGUCGUGAGGGCGAGACCACUCCCUCCAUCGUGGUGGCCAAGUACCCUGAGUACUCGGCCGACUUUGACGAUGUCAAGGCCCACGACGCCUAUGAAUUGGUGUUGGAGAUCACCAAGGGUGCCAGAUCGUUGUUGGCCCAGUACAACAUCAUCAAGAACGGCCAGGUGUACGUGGAGUCUGCCAACGACGACAUGUUCGCCAUUGCCAGUGCCCAACAGGACUCCAUUGUGUCGUUGAUCAAGGGUGUGGAGAAGAUCACCGUGGUCAAGGAUGCCAAGGACGUUCCUUCGGGAUGUGCUCUCCAGGCCAUCGGUGCCGACUGCACGGUUCACGUGUUGGUGAAGGGCCAGAUCGACUUGGAUGCCGAAAUCGCCAAGGUGCAAAAGAAGUUGGGUGCUGCCAGAGAGUUUGCCGACAAGACCAACGAGGGUAUCAGCAAGUUCACCGACAAGACCAAGGAGAGUGCCAAGGAGAGUGCCUACAAGAGAUUGGAGAAGUUCACUGCUGAGAUCGAAGGCUACGAGCAGACCAUUGCCAUUUUGGAGAAGUUGAAGCUCUAA
Messenger RNA from Suhomyces tanzawaensis NRRL Y-17324, 3204 nucleotides. RefSeq names its product valine--tRNA ligase (gene VAS1). Gene Ontology annotation, molecular function: valine-tRNA ligase activity; aminoacyl-tRNA deacylase activity; ATP binding. Gene Ontology annotation, cellular component: cytosol. NCBI's taxonomy places the organism in Eukaryota, Fungi, Ascomycota, Pichiomycetes, Serinales, Debaryomycetaceae. The transcript has a single exon. Gene Ontology annotation, biological process: valyl-tRNA aminoacylation. The coding region runs from base 1 to 3204 and encodes 1067 amino acids. The record is from RefSeq and is a predicted model, not a curated record.